Messenger RNA from Biomphalaria glabrata, 7091 nucleotides. RefSeq names its product ataxin-2-like. NCBI's taxonomy places the organism in Eukaryota, Metazoa, Mollusca, Gastropoda, Planorbidae. Gene Ontology annotation, cellular component: cytoplasmic stress granule. Gene Ontology annotation, molecular function: RNA binding. Gene Ontology annotation, biological process: cytoplasmic stress granule assembly. The transcript has 22 exons. The record is from RefSeq and is a predicted model, not a curated record. Bases 724 to 3807 code for a protein of 1027 amino acids.
ACUCAUUGCGCAUGAAUAUGUCAGCCAUGUUCAUUAAAUGGUGGAUUCUUUCUACAGUAACUGUGGAUAGAACAUCAAGUCGUUGAACAAGUUAUUCUGAUCAGGUUUAUUUCUACGAUUCUCUAUCGUAUGCUUUUACAACUCGUUUUACAGAUCUAGAUUUCGCUCAGCCAUUGAUCUAAUCAAGAUCUAGACUAGUUCUAGUCUGAAGACGUCUAAAUCUAGUUAGACUAGUCUACUUAACCAUCCAUACGUCUCAUACGAUACCGAUCAAAACAAGACUCAUUGGCCAUUCCCAUUGGAAGACGUCUACGGUCUAGACUCAUCACUUUGUCGACGUCUUUUCUUGGAAUUAGAUCUAGAUCUAAUUUAAUUAAACUUCACUCAAGCCAGUGAUUCUCUGAAAUAAUCUAGAUCUUAAAUUGAGUUUCUUUUAGACUAUUGUCAAGACUCAACUGUCAACACAUUGAUUUGAAUUGAUCAGAGUCAGCGUGUGAAUAUUAUGCUGUAUUAUUUUUUUUUACAAAGGUGUCAAAGGUUGAUGCAUUAAAAUACAUUGAAUCAUCAAGGUUUAUAAUGGAAUGUCCAUUACUGCAGCCUUUAGACUUCCUUCACAUUACUCAGUCUUUCAUACAAUGUGCAUGUUAAUGCUGGAAAAUUCAACUGUUAUUUGUAUUGCUAAUUAAAAAAAACAAACUUUUUUUGCUGUAUAAAAAUUAUAAAAUGGCAUCAGCUGCACUUUCAAACACACGAAGCAGUGGGGGUGCUAGGCCUCGCAAUAAACCAAAUAAUUUACCAAACAGACAAUAUCAAAACAAUUAUCAAAACAGAAGAGAAACUCCUGAGCCAGAGCCAUCAAGAAUUUCACCUCAAGGUUUAUAUAAUGAUCCCAGAACUGCCAUGAUCAUGUGCAGUUUUAUGGGCACACGAACAACAGUUAAAACAACAAGUGGUAACACUUAUAAAGGACAUACUACUGGCUUUUCUGAAAAAGGAGACAUUGCCCUUUGCGAUGCCAGACUGGAAGAUGAGGAUAACAACUCACAGAAUCCAGUUAUACCUGGAAUAAUUAUUCACAAAGAUAGAUUUGUUGUAUGCAAAACUAAUGGAGUAGAUCUUAAAAGCAUCUGUUCUGGUUCUGAUUUUACUGAUUCUGCAAUAGCUAGCAGGUCAAAUGGCAGCAGUACAGAGGGCCAACUGAGACAGUUACAACCCUGGCAAGAUGACGAUGCUCAGGAUAUUAAUCCUAAUCUAUCACUAGAUGACAAGAAUGGAGGAUGGGAAGCCAAAGAAAUGUUUGCUGUAAAUAAUGAAAAAUUUAAUGUGCAAUCUUCUUUUAAUGAAGAUAUGAAUGAGUACACAACAAAGUUACCAGAUCCUAACUCUGAGGGCUAUGAAGAAAGGCAAAGAUUUGCCCAGAAGCAAGCAGAGGAGAUUGAACGUAGUGAGGCAUAUCAAAAUAGGAUAGCUAAGGAACUUAAUGAUGGGGAUGAAGAAAACCGCUUUUCAGCUGUUCAUCGAAGUGGGGAAUCACAGCAAACACACCGCUCUGUGGAGUCUAACAACGCUGGUGGAAAGAACCCAUACACAAUACCUGCACUCAGAGGAGAUGGGGAACAAAGCUUAAAGAAUGGAUUGCCAAGAAAUCAGGCCAGGCAGUUUCAAAGACAAGUGUCUCCUUUAUCUGCUUCCAGCCAACAAUCACAGCAACAUCCCCACCAUCAUUCUCAGAACCCACGGCCAAUAAACAACCAUUACCAGGGCCCACCACCUUCUUCCAAUGUACCAUUAAGAAAUCAAGGGCCACCGGUUGUACACAGAGCCCAGGCAUCCCAGAACCACAGUGUCCCUCCUACACAGCUUCAGUUCACACAGCAGCAGCCUCCUCCUCCCCCUCACUCCCACACCCAGCCCCCAGCGCAGCAGCAUCAAAGACCAGCACAGCAGCUGGUGUCGCCAACCCAGCAUGUCAACAGUAAAUCUCAACCUCACCCUCCUCAUCAGCAGUCCUCCCCAGCCAAUAUACCAUUGUCUUCUCUAACUCAGCAGGCCCCACCUCAGCAUCAAGUGCAGAACAAGAUGAGCCCUCCAAACUCUCAGGCGCCACAAACAUUGCCAAACGCUAAAAGUGUUCCAGCUGCAACUAAUAUCAAUGGACCAUUACCCCAAAACAAUAUGACUAGACCACAGAAUGUGAAACAAAUUAAUGGAGAUGGGCCAAAUAAUAUAGAGAGUCCAAGUCAGAAACAUUUAGAAGCCCAGUUAGCAGGCCCAGUCUCAGCGGCAGAUAGUCAACAGGUGCCCAGGACUGUUGUUCCUGUUUCUCCCCCAUCAGUGCUUUCAAAUGAGAGAAGAGUUGGAAGAGGCAUGGAAACACUUAUAACAAGCCCAGAAGAGAGAAAGAAAAGUGUGGAGACAUUAAAAGAAUUCAAGCGCAAUUUUAAUUUGUCGAAUGACAAUAGACAAGAGGAGCCGGUUGAGACAGUUCCAAUGGCAGCAGCACCUGUGGCUUCAACAGCACCUGUCAAUCUAACACCAGAAGUAGUUUCUCCUCAUAUAGAACCCACAGAGUUUCCUCAUAAGCCUUUAGACAAAACUGAUGAAGAGGAAGCACCAACUGAUAAAGUCAGUAAAUCAACAUUGAAUCCAAAUGCCAAGGAAUUCAGACCAAAAGUCCAAACUAUCACUGAAGCCCAGUCCCCCUCUCCUCAGCCUAGGAGUUCUCCUCAUAUACAGCAGCCUAUGGUUUAUUACAAUCCUGUUAUGGUGCAAUAUCCAAUGGUACAAAAUACUUCUAGAAAACGAGCUACUGUUUCACUUAAUCAUCAACUCAAUACUUUGAGUACUGUACCUGAUUUGUCGCAUGUGACUGGACAACCACUUUUAGCAACACAGCCUGUAGUACUCAUGCCAAGCAAUGGACAGCAGGGUUAUCCGUUUCGGAUGUUUUCCCCUGGUGUUAACUCUAUAGCACUGGCUCAAGGUGGACAGCACAUUGGAAUAGAUCAAGGGUCACAACAGGGCCAACCUCAGACUGUAUUUAUGGCCGCCCCGACCCAGCCUAUGCCGGCUCAUCUUGCACCACACCCUCAGCCAGCUCACAGUCAACCUCACCCAUCGUCCAACCAGGCACCCCAGCCAACACAUGUUCCCAACCCAGCACCAUCACCAGUGCAGCAGCACAACUCCCAACAGAUGCAGCAGCAAUUGGCACAUCACAUGUCACAGGUGCCCCCUCAGUCUUUGACCCCCCAGCCAGCGCACUUCCCCCAGAUGAAUCUAAGCUAUGCCAUUCCUGCCAUGCCUAGGACCACAGUGUCUGGGCAGCAAGGCAUCUCAGCAGCACACCCGACAACAGUUAGUAUAGGUUAUCCUGUUUCUCAAUAUCCUUAUCCUAAUGGUAAUCCAGCUCAGUACCCAUUUGCACCUGCAGCACACCCACAGACAUCCCAAAAUUCCUCACAUGGGCAAGGACCUCAACCUCAGUAUGUCAUGAUGCCUAGUCCACAUCCACAAGGGCAUCCUCCUAUGCAGCAGAAUCCACAACCAUAUCCAGCUGGUAUCCAGUUCCAGCCCCAGCACAAUAUUAUGCAAGGACCACCACAGAUGCCCCCUAACAUGGGCCCUAAUCCAAAUCAAGGUGGGCACCAUAUAAUCCAUUCACCAAUGCCUGGCAUUCAUCAACAAGUCUCAAGUUCUCCAAGCAUGUACAUGCCAGCUGCUCCUCAGUUCUAUGUGCCUCGAGAAGGCUCACGAAGCAGCUCUACAGCAGUAUCAGCACCAACAAUAAUGUUUACUUGGCCUUAGCUAUGCAAGAAUGUAAGGAUGAAUGUGGACACAGACUCAUGCAGUAUCAAGGAGUGAAUGUAGGGAAAGUGAAUGUUUUUUUCUCGUCAUCUUUAGCACAGAGUUGAAAUGCUCGCUCAUGCUCAAACUGGCUCAUGUGUUUGGCAUCUGUGCAUCAGCAUUUACAGACCAAUUUGUCUACAGCAAAGGUUGUACAGAAGCACAGAGGCACCAUUAUGUUUGUGCUCUUAAGAGAUUUAAGGCAAUAACAGACAAAACAGUUUUUUUUUUUCUUCAGUAACUUAAAGUUGUGAAAAUUGUGGAUCAGAAACUUCAAGUUAGUGAAAUUCAAAAUAUGUUGAACUUACAGAUAUAUUCUAUUUAACCUGGAGGAUUUAUUCUGUGACAUCAGCUGUGCUCAUUUCUUGUGGGACUGUUUAUUUCAGACUUUUGGAGGCUGAUCUUAAUCAAAUGUUUGAUAAGCACUGCUUUGUUUGGAUCUUCAACUAAAGGAUUUUACCUGCAAGCCUAGGAAUGUAUUCUCUGUUUCUUGGUUGGUGACUAUUUUGAACUCGUGAAAGCUAAUGGACUUUCUUAAUUUCAAUUUUCAUUUUAACUUUCAAGUUACAGCAGACAUCAUCUGGUGUAGAACUUAGAAGAUGAAAAACAAAAACAACUUUUUUGUAAGUUUAUACUUCCAAGAAAAUCAUAAUAUGUUAAUGCUGUGUUGACAUUGCUGAAUUUGGCAUGUCACAUCUUAGGUUGAAAGGUUUUGUUUUUUUGUUUUUUUUGUAGGGCGCCUGAAGUGCCCUAUCAGGGUUGAGCACCUUACUAGCUUUUGUUACACCUUCAGUCUUGAUGCAUACCAUUGUGUAUGACAGGUGACCUACAAACAAUGAGAUUCACUCUCCUUCCUUUGCGCAAUGUAAUUUUAUGAAUUGCUGAUAGUGAAUUGCUGUGUGUGCAGAUAGGUUUGUAAAGGUUGGUUGUUAAAAAAGAAAACUUAAUAUAUGCAAAUUCUUGUUUGCAUCUGUGAGUGUUUGUACUGUCAGGAAUUGGUUCAUUGCUUUUUAAUUUUCCUAGUAUUGAACCAUUAGUGAAUGUGAUGUUGCCCAAUCAUAUUUCACCGUUCCAUUGGAUUUUAUUUCAUCUUUUUUUUUUUUUAUUAUUUAGUGGCCUUAGAAGAUAUUUUUUGUUGAGGCUACAAAACUAUAGAAUCCAGUGCAAAUUUGUUUUUUUUUUUUUGUCUAAUGUGUGUUCAAGUGAUAUAAAUGUGUGAAUAUAUCAGUAGAGAGUACAUCUUAAAAGAUUAUUGACAAUUUUUAUUCUGUAUGUACGAUUCAGGUGAGCAAUGCUUUAUAUUAUUAUUAUUACUACAUGGAGUAAGGUUCAGCCAGGAGAUAAGCAAAAGGCUAAUCACAUACAUUUUGUGAUAUAAAAAAAAAACAGAGAGAGAUGAACUAUAUUAAUUGAUAAAUGAGUUCAGCGACUGAAGACAUUUUAUACACAUUUAUUUAUAAACUGCAAAUUUUUGUGAUAUACUUGUAAAUUGAUCACAAGGUUGCAAUGUAUAUUUCUGAGGGUGUUGCAUUACAUCGCAGAAGUUGUACUGCAUCGCAGCAGCAUUCAUGUGGAGGAGGGUAUGUCAUGCUGCAUAGUUGGUAUUUGGCACUGCACUUGAAAGUGAAUGGGGGGGGGGGGUACUUACCAUAAAACAGUGCCUCUCAAGACCCAAAUUGUAGCAGGCUGGUAUUGUAAUGAUUUAAGGGUAGUGUGCAAGUGUGGAUUUAUAGUGAAAUAAAAAGAUCUCUCUGGUUUAAACUGGACACAUACAAAAUUAAUCUGCUGGCCUUGUAAAAAAAUGUUUCAAAUAAUGGAUUUUAUGAAUGCUAUGUAAAAAACAAAUUAACAUGUCUGAGUGGGUCUUAAGACUGAUAUCCAUUUUGGUCUAGGAGUUUUUAAUUUGUGUGGCAACAUUUUCAUCUUUGAAUUUGAGUGUUGAUGCCACCUAGGUAUAAUGAGUUAGUGUAUUUAUGUUCAAUCUGGUCAACUUUGUUAAUGCUAUGUGUAUGACUGGGUGUUUAAAUGUGAAUGGAUGUGUUAAGAUGUUUUUGGAUCAGGAUAUUUGCUUGGACUAAAUGAGAGCAGCUAUAGCAUGGGUUGAUAUACACUUGGUUUGAGUUGUACUAUAAGUGUGAAGUUUUAUCCCGGGCUUGGUGUGCAACAAUAGAUUGAGCCCCAGACUGGUCCCAAAAAAGCAGAUUUUAAAAUUUGCCAAAAGCAAUAUUUAAAAUUCCUUCUUGACGUGUUUCAGAAAUUUAGACUAAAAUGUGUAGAAUUUCAAAACGAUCAAAUUUCUCAACAAAAUAAAAGAAUGAUCUGAUAUCCAGACUGCAGCCAUGAAAUUGUCUGUUGUCAAAGAAAAGUGAGUGAGUGAAUUUGAUCUGUUUGACAUUGUUCACAGUACAACGGGACCAGUCCUCCAUAUGUGAUAAGAAGUAUUUAUGAAUGCAGAUUAUCUCAUCUUAUCAUCUUCUUCCUCAGACCAAAUCUUCCUCUUUAAAUACAUUGAAUUUUUUUUCCCCCCUAGCUUACCCAAGGGCUCGCAGGAAAUAGUAUAGACUGCUGAAAUUUUUAAAUAUGUAGCUCUUUUUUUUUUUUUUUUUUUUACUUUGUUCUAGAACUAGUGGAGGGGGGUGUGUUCCAUCCUGAAGUCUUUAAAAAAAAAUGUGUGUUUGCUUGUUUAAAACAUUUGUUUCAGAAUAGCUCGGGUAUGUCUACAAUUAUCAUGUUCAUGAUCAUUUCAUCACCACAUGCUAUUGAUCCUUCAACAGUGUCCGUUAGGUCAGUUCUCUGCAACACUAAAACUAUAAGCCAUCCUCUAGGGUGAGAGGAGAAAAAAAAAAGGGGGGGGGUGGGAGGGGGUUGAUAAUGGAAAAUAUUACCUUCAAAAGAAUAAGACCAAACAAACAAGUGUUGGGGUUAUAAUGGUGACUACAUAAAGUUAAUUUAUCAGGCAGUUUACCAAGAGGAAAACAAUGCUUUGAGUGCUGUGACUAGAGAAUUUGGUCCUCUUGGUCAGCUGCCUGGAAGAUUGAUGUCUAUUGAUAUUAGGAGCACUUGUCAAUGUUUGGGUUGACAUUUGUCAGAUGUUCUUUUUUGUUUUCAGCUUAGGGGGAUACAAAUGUAACAUUCUUUUUAGAACAAAUGAAAUUAAUGUAUUUUUUUUUUUGUUUUGGAUAAAAUAAAGUUACACCCACAAAUUCUUGAAGAAGAAAAAAAAAAGUUAAAAAAAAAACAACCUA